Cantharellus anzutake is the source of this 4386-nucleotide messenger RNA. RefSeq names its product calcium-translocating P-type ATPase. Bases 1 to 4386 code for a protein of 1461 amino acids. Gene Ontology annotation, cellular component: intracellular membrane-bounded organelle; membrane. Gene Ontology annotation, molecular function: P-type calcium transporter activity; ATP hydrolysis activity; ATP binding. Gene Ontology annotation, biological process: intracellular calcium ion homeostasis; calcium ion transmembrane transport. The transcript is spliced from 9 exons. The record is from RefSeq and is a predicted model, not a curated record. NCBI's taxonomy places the organism in Eukaryota, Fungi, Basidiomycota, Agaricomycetes, Cantharellales, Hydnaceae.
AUGUCGCAAACCGUCCCAACAAUCAUCACGACUGAGGCUAACGACGACAAUAGUGCUGGUCCCUCGCGGGUAGCCUCCCCUCAUUCUGCCGCUCCUUCGUUUGAGAUCAAUGUCGAGUCCCCCGAUAACCAGGUCCUUCUCAGUCCAACAUCUCCAACAACAACUGGUGGUCCACUUCUUCGGGCCCCCUCCUCUGGUUCACAUGCCUCUUCCUCCUUAUCUUCGGCUGGCCCUCACACACCAUCCUUUGACGGCGAAAGCAACCCUGAUCCACAUAUUGUCCCCCCCAGCCCAACAAUUUCCCAACUCUCCUCCCCAUUCGAACAGCCUUCAACCACUCAACUCCGCUACAAUGAUCCAGAUAUCAAUUCCGGAAAAGGCUCUCUACUACUUCUACCUUCUGGAAAGGGACUGCAUGAGCGAAAACUUAGCUGGACUACAAGUGGCGCUAGUGCAGAAGACGGUACUGAGCCAGAUCAUGCUGCUAUUGGACCGCCAACACCUGUCGAUGAACUUACAAUUGAGGAGACGCGCGCCCCUUCCUCUACUUCUUCCCGGCGAGGAAAGGGCCACAAAGGGAAGGAGAAUGAAGACGCGCAGAGAAAAAGGGACGAAGAACAGAAAGGAACUAAAGACACCCAGCUCGAUAUUCGUGACAAUGAUGAAUCAUUCGACCCUACUCCGUUUGGAUUUAAGCCGAAGGAUUUGGCCGACAUGCUCGACCGGAGGAAGCUCGAGCAGCUGGAGGCUUGGGGUGGGAUAGAGGGUCUGCUUGCUGGUUUAGGGACAAACAGUCGACGAGGCUUGAGCUCGGAUGGUGUUCCUCAAAGUGUCGUCGUGCACGGCGAGAAAGGCUACGUCAGGUCCGAUUCGAUACCGCCCCUUCUGCCUGCAGCUGCGGACGAGCGCUUGGCGGCGAUGGCUGAUCAUAGGAAAUUUGAAUCGGGAAGUCAGCCGCCGGGUGUUGGAGGCGGCGAUGAAAAGUGUGAGCGGGCACAGUACAAUCCCGCGGCUUACACGACAUCGCUGGAUGACCGACGAAGAGUAUACGGAUCGAAUGUCAUUCCAGAGUGGAAAAGCAAAAAUUUGUUACAACUCAUGUGGCUUGCGCUCAAGGAUCGUGUUUUGGUCAUCCUGUGCAUUGCUGCGGUUGUUUCACUUGCGCUCGGAUUGUACCAGGACUUUGGGACGCCUCGCGAACAUACGAUCUGCCCCGACGGAACGAAGAACUGCCUUGCGCCACAGGUCAACUGGGUUGAGGGGGUCACAAUCCUUGUUGCGGUGGCUAUUGUCGUUAUUGUGGGAAGCGUCAAUGACUGGCAGAAAGAAUUGCAGUUCAGGGCUCUCAAUGCUAAAAAGGACGACCGGUCCGUUAAAGUCCUUCGGGAUGGCAUUGAGAAGGUCAUUAAUGUGAAGGACGUUGUGGUUGGGGACGUGUGCUUGAUGGAGCCCGGUGAAAUUAUCCCCGUCGAUGGAGUUUACCUUUUUGGCCACAAUGUUCGGUGUGAUGAGUCCGCCGUCACGGGGGAAUCGGACACGAUCAAGAAGGCGACUUAUGAUGACUGUAUUGCUGAGUAUAGAGCUCAUACGGAAACCGACGGGCGUGGGGAACAACUCAGUCGCGUCAAAAAGGACCCUUUUGUGAUCAGCGGCAGUAAGGUCCUCGAAGGCAUUGGUUCAUACGUCGUCAUAGCUGUGGGAGAGCGCAGCAUGAAUGGCCGGAUACUCAUGGGUCUCCGAGGCGUCACCCCAAACACACCACUUCAGCUCAAAUUGAACGUUCUUGCAGAAUUGAUUGCCAAGAUUGGUGUUUUGGCCAGUCUGGUUUUGUUCACCGCCUUGAUGAUCAAGUUCUUUGUUGAACUUCACACGCAACGGAAUCGAACCUCGAGCGAAAAGGCGAUAAAUUUUAUAAACAAUCUGAUUAUCUCGGUUACUGUUGUUGUUAUCGCGGUCCCUGAAGGUCUUCCCUUGGCUGUCACACUUGCCUUGGCAUUCGCCACCAAGCGUAUGACAAGGCAAAAUUUGCUCGUCCGAGUUCUUAGCUCCUGCGAGACUAUGGCUAACGCGAGCGUUGUGUGCACUGAUAAAACAGGGACACUCACUCAGAAUGUCAUGACCGUUGUCGCGGGUGCCCUGGGUGUAAAUGGAAAGUUUGUCCGUGACCUCGAGCAGAACCAGACCCGCCAGAACGUGGGUGAGGAGCGCGUUGUCAGCCGAGAGGAACUGGAUAUUACCGAGGAGGAGGGUACAGGGGAACGCAAACACAAGGAUGACUUCGCCAUCGAUAUUACUAAUGUCAACAGCAUUUUGACUCCGCAACUACAGACCCUUUUCAAUGAGGCGAUUUGCAUCAAUUCUACCGCUUUCGAGGACAUAGAUCCAGUAACUCACCUUCCUGUUUUCGUUGGAAGUAAAACCGAAUCGGCGCUAUUGCGAUUUGCAAAGGAACUCGGUUGGACUGACUACAGGCGGACCCGCGAUGGUGCCACGGUUGUUCAAAUGAUUCCCUUCAGCAGUGAACGAAAAGCGAUGGGUGUGGCCAUCAAGCUUGCUAAUGGCAAAUAUCGCCUGUAUCUCAAGGGGGCCAGCGAGAUUCUAACCAAGGAGUGCAAGAAGCACGUUGUUGUUCAUCAGUCUGCUUCCAUGGACAGAAAGGGCAUCGAGACACACAACAUUGGUUCUCUUGAGAAAGAUAAUAUUUCUCGGACGAUCAUUUUCUAUGCGAAUCAGAUGCUCCGGACGAUUGCGCUUUGUUACAGGGACUUUGAUCAUUGGCCGCCUGCCGCAGAUUUGGAUGAGCCCGACAAUGUUCCUUAUCGAUAUCUUGCGCAGGAAUUGACGUUGAUAGGCAUUGUGGGUAUCGAGGAUCCUUUACGUUCUGGUGUGCGCGAGGCCGUGGCUCAAUGCCAGAAAGCUGGGGUUGCGGUCAAGAUGUGCACAGGUGAUAAUGUUCUUACGGCUCGGUCUAUUGCGAUUCAAUGUGGUAUCUAUACUGCGGGCGGUAUUAUCAUGGAAGGUCCCGCGUUCCGUUCGCUAAAUCACGCCGAGCUAUUGGAGAUUGUUCCGAGGCUGCAGGUUCUUGCUAGAUCGUCUCCAGAAGACAAAAAAUUUCUGAUCACAAAGCUAAAGCAACUUGGGGAAAUUGUAGGCGUUACUGGUGAUGGCACCAACGACUCUCUCGCUUUGAAAGAGGCUCAUGUUGGUUUCUCCAUGGGCAUCGCUGGCACGGAAGUGGCCAAGGAGGCAUCAGACAUCAUUGUUAUGGACGACAAUUUCGCCUCCAUAGUCUCUGCCAUCAUGUGGGGUCGUUGCGUUAAUGAUUCUGUGAAGAAGUUCCUCCAGUUCCAGAUUUCAGUCAACAUUUCUGCUGUCAUCGUCACUUUCAUCACCGCGGUCGCAUCUCAUGGCGAAACCUCGGCUCUCACGGCUGUUCAGUUGCUGUGGAUUAACCUCAUCAUGGAUACCUUCGCUGCUCUUGCCCUUGCCACUGAUCCAGCUCAUCCAGGUCUCCUUAACCAUCAUCCUGACGGCCUAACUGCGCCCCUAUUCAGCGUCGACAUGUACAAGCAGAUCAUUGGUCAGUCUGUUUACCAGAUCGUCGUCAUUCUCCUUUUCCAUUUCGCCGGGAUGAAGAUCUUCAAGUAUCACGGUCUGUCCGAGUAUCAGCAGAAUCAGAAGUCUCUCGAAAUUGGCACUCUCGUCUUCAAUGCCUUUGUCUUCUGCCAGAUAUUUAACUCGCUUAACAGCCGGCGGUUGGAUAACAAGCUGAACGUAUUCGAAAACAUUCUCACUAAUUGGUACUUUAUCUUUAUUACUUUACUUGAGGUUGGCGUCCAAAUCAUGAUCGUUUUUGUCGGUGGCUCUGCGUUCCAAGUCACGAAGCUAAGUGGACGCGACUGGGGUAUUUCACUUGCACUCGGUUUUGUUGCUCUUCCACUUGGCGCUCUCAUUCGUUGCAUCCCGAACAAACCUGUCGAGAAGUUCUUUAAGUUCUGUGGGCUUAUCGAGGAUCCAAAAGCUAACUUGUUCGAAGAAUGGAACACUCCCGCGAUUAACCAAGUGCGAGAUAAUCUUGCCACCUUUGCGAAGAUACGAGGUGGUCGAUUACGCACAUCGUCGUUUGUUGGCAUGGGCAGGUCUCAAAAACUUCGGAAAGCUGGUAUUCAGCUUCCUUCGCUGCUCGCCAUGGUGCCUACCCUUGUUGCUUCUACUGUCGGCGCCGGCUGGGUACCUGCAAGAGCAGUAGAUCUUGCUGACCCAGCUCACGAUGAUCCUUCACGUUCAUCUACUGCGCUCUACAAUGGAGCUAUUCAAAUUCAUCCUGACACUCCCCUCGAUGAUCCACUUUGGCAAAAAUUCGGGACACGUUCACAGCAGGUAUGA